AACAAGUUGGCACUCCAGGUACUACGACUCCACGCUGCAGGUGGCCGGUGGAUGAAGAGACAUGUCUGGGGUGUUAUUAACCUCGCUACCCACAGAGCUCCUUGUCAACAUGGACGCAGUGGAAUAACCUUUUUUUUUUUUUUGUUAAACAAAAACAAACAAAACAACGUGCGACGGUGACAACUGUUAUUUGAAUGAGCUGUUAAUGUUUGGCGGAGAGCGGGGACUACAAUUGGAUUCUUAGAGUGAUAUUUUGGGGGGUAUUUACUGAAGAAUGGCGCUGGCGAGAUUCAGUAAGAUUCUGCGUUUACCCGCACUUGACAUCAAAAAGAAAGCCAAACAUUACGAGCAUGUCCACCGUGACGUCAACCCAAACGAUCAGUGGGAUAUUAUAGGGGAGCUGGGCGAUGGUGCCUUUGGGAAAGUAUACAAGGCCUGCAACAAGGAGACUGGUGUUCUGGCUGCAGCCAAGGUGAUCCAGACCAAAUGUGAAGAGGAGUUGGAGGACUAUAUGGUGGAGAUCGAAAUCCUGGCUAAAUGCGACCACCGCUACAUUGUCAAGCUGCUGGAUGCCUUUUACUUCAACAACCAUCUUUGGAUCAUGAUUGAGUUUUGUCCAGGAGGAGCUGUUGAUGCCACAAUGCUAGAGUUGGAUCGAGGGCUGACGGAGCCACAGAUAAAGGUGGUCUGCCAGCAGAUGCUGGAGGCUCUGACGUACCUUCACUACAUGAAGAUCAUCCACCGAGACCUGAAGGCCGGCAAUAUCCUCCUCAUGCCAGAGGGGGACAUCAAACUCGCUGAUUUUGGUGUAUCUGCCAAAAACACCAAAACCCUCCAGAGAAGAGAUUCUUUCAUCGGCACGCCAUACUGGAUGGCCCCCGAGGUGGUCAUGUGCGAGACCAUGAAGGAUGCCCCGUAUGACUACAAGGCGGAUAUCUGGUCCCUGGGAAUUACUUUGAUCGAGCUUGCCCAGAUAGAACCUCCGCACCAUGACCUUAACCCGAUGAGGGUGCUGCUAAAGAUUGCCAAGGCGGAUCCCCCCAGCCUUGAACAACCAAACAAAUGGUCACCAGAGUUUAAAGAUUUCCUGAGGAGAGCGUUGGAUAAGAACCCCGAGACCCGCCCGACUGCAAAGCAGCUCCUGGAGCACCCUUUUGUGAGCUCGGUGACGUCAAACCGCCCGCUGAGGGAGCUGGUGGCCGAGGCGAAGGCUGAAGUCUUUGAGGAAAUCGAGGACAAUAGAGAGGAAGGAGAGGAGGAAGACACCUUGGAGCUCACUGUGACCAGUCUGGAAGGAGAUGGGUCCCCAGAACAAGAGAGCCCCACCACAUCCCUGAUCGUGCAACAUUCUCCACUGGAAAAUGGGCCAGCCUCACCUACAAAGGAGCAGCCGGUUCCCAUCAUGGCCACCCCAGUUCCCUUACCGAGGCACAAUCUCCCCGCGAAGGAUCAACUGGACUCUGGAGAUAAGCUGGAGUCUGAGAAAUAUGAGAGUGUCGUGUCAAUUAAGACGUCCAGCUCGGACUCUGGCAUCGAGGACGGGAAGAGCUCACCCACGUCUGAGAGGGAGAAGGUUGUUGUGGAAACCGAGCAGCUUCCAGCGGUCCUCCAAUCUGAGGCGUCUGCGGACAGUGUUGACAUUGCUAUCGGUUCCUCAAACCCAGAGGGGCCCAACACCCAGUUCUCUGUUUACCAGAGUCCAGACGUGUCAGCUCACCAACCAGUACCGACUCCAGCACUCGUUUCCACUGGUCCUUCACAAACACAUAUUUCCGGGCCGAGCGCCAUCCUAAACAAGAUGAGCGCUGACCAAGUAUCGAUAGCAUCCACUCCCGAGGUGGCCCCGCCUUACAUCAACGGAAAGAUCAAUAGCGUAAGGCGAUCUACGGGCAGCUCAGGGUCGGAGACCAUGAAAAGCAUGUCGCUAAACAAGGAGAGCUUCUCUCUGUCUUCAAGGGACACUUCGCGGAAGACUCUAAAGCGAACCAGAAAGUUCAAAGUUGAUGGCGUUGACGUGAGUGUGACCACUUCUAAGAUCAUCAAGGAUGAUGAGAAGAAAGAUGAAGAAAUGAGAUUCCUGAGACGUCAGGAGCUGCGUGAGCUGCGUCUGCUCCAGAAGGAGGAGCAGCGAGCUCUGACUCAACUCCAAACCAAACUGGAAAAUCAGAAAGAACAGAUGCAGAAACGCUUCGACCAGGAAAUGCAUGCCAAGAAGAAGCACUACGACGUAGACUUGGAGAACCUGGAGAAGCAGCAGAAGCAGACCAUUGAGAAGAUUGAGGCAGACCACCACGUUCAGCUCAAAGAGGAGACCAAACGCAUCAAAGCCGAACAGCAGCGCGAGUACCAAAUGUUCCAGGAGAAGCUCAAGCUAAAGAAGAAGGAGUUAAAACAAUCUGUGGACAAACUGCCCAGAAGUCAGCGCAAAGAAUGUUUGAAAAAAUCCAUGCAGACCUACCAAGACAAUAAGCUUCUCGAGGAGGAACAAUUCCUGGCAGGCCAGAAGAACAGGCUGGACUUGACGCUCCAAAAAAUCAUUGAAGACAACAAGAAACUGAUUGCACGCACGGAGAUGGAUUGUCUCUACAAGAAGCAGAACCUGAUCAGAGAUCGGGAAUCUACAAUAUGGGGUUUGGAGGAGAGUAACAUCCAUGAGAAAUAUCAGCAGUUGAAGCAGCAGCUCAAAGAACAGUACUUCCUCCAGAGGCACCAACUCCUCAAGAAACACAACAAGGAACAGGAGCACAUGCAGUGCUACAACCAGCGCAUGGUCGAGCUUCUUAAAAAUCGUCAGCAACAGGAGAAGAACCGCCUGCCAAAGAACCAACGCAACGAGGCAAAAACACGCUUGGCUAUGUUCAAGAAGAGCCUGCGAAUCAACUCCACAGGCAACAGCUCUGAGGACAAGGAAAAGAUCAAACAGUUUUCACAGCAGGAGGAGCUGCGUCAGAAGCACGAGAAGCAGGCGCAACUGAAGAAACACGAAAACCAGAUGAGAGAAAAGAUCGGCGAGUGCGGGAACAACAUCCGAGAGCUGCAGGAGCUUCAGAACGAGAAGCAGCACAUGCUUGUUGAGAAUGAGUCGCAGAGGCUCAAACAGCUGGAGGAGCAACACAACCAGCAGCUGAAAGACUGGCAUGAUCAGCUGAGACCCAGGAAGAUGGCGCUUGAAGAGGAUCUGAGCAAGAAGAGGAAGGAGCAGGAACGAUUUUGGAGCAUGAAAAAAUCUUCAGAAUUUCAGAAUUCGGGAUCUGUUAGCAAUGUGUCCAAGUUUGUGCCUUAUCCGGAAUCUUCCACCACAUAAAUAGCAAGCCUCCUCUUUACGUUCUUACUAGUGUCAAUUAGCACAGUCAUGGAAGACACCCCACACAAAAUCUUCAUUUAGUGCGUUAAUAGUUAGGGGGAUUUUAUUGGUUUAAAGGCGUUCUCUUUACUUUUAAGAGCCCACAGAGGUAUUUACUUGUUUUUGUUCUGCAAGAAGAAUGUUGAAUUUAAUUAUAAUGACACUCUUGUUCAUGAUGUUCCCCAAAAUAUGUAAAACAGUUUACAUUCUUGUAUGCCUCACUUUUGCUGCCAAAAUUUGCCUUUAUUUUAUUUAUUUUUGCAAGAAAUCAUCACUGUACAAUUUAAUUUAAAUUAUAUAUAAAUAAAUAAAUAACUUAGAGAGAGAGAAAGAGAGAGAGAGACAGAGGACUUGGGACCAAUGGUAAAAAGUGUAAUAUAUAUAUAUAUAUAUAUAUAUAUAUAUAUAUAUAAAAAAUAAAAUUUUUACCAUUCUGUCCCAAGUAGUCUCUAUAAUAAAAGUAUAUUAAAGGUUUUUGUUUUUUUUCACAUAAAGUAAAUAUAUAUUAUAUAAAUAUAAUUUUUCCGAAAUAUUGUAAUAGAUUGAGAAUAUGAUUUUUUUUUAAGAGCAAAUGACAGUUAAUGCAAACAAAUUAACACUAUUUACCCUUUGGUUCCUGUACUAUAAAAGUGUGUUAAAGUUAAAAAAAAAAUAUAUAUAUAUAUUUUUUUUUUUUCAAAAAACUUUUAUUUUUCUUUUGUUUCAGUGCCUUUUUUUCCAUAACUCCUGAUAAUUUUUCAAUGGGGAGGAAAAAUGAUUGCAGUAAUAUUUCAGGUUAUUCUUUUAGACUAAAUGAGAGUUAAUAUACACUUUCAACCUUAAGUCCCCAAAUGGUCUCUAUCAUAAAGGUAAUGCAAUUUAAUAUACAUGUUUAGAUAUGUAUUGGAUGUGGGGUUUUUUUUGUCGUAACUCUUGAUUUUUUCCAUAGUAAAAAAUGAGGACAACAUCCUAGACGAGAUAAAAUAAACAAUAGCUGAUAAUUGUUUAAAUUCUUUUACACCAGCAGGAUUAUGUCACACUUGUACCCUUAUUAGGGGUGUGGGAAAAAAUCGAUUCGAAUUUGAAUCGCGAUUCUCACGUUGCGCGAUUCAGAAUUGAUUCUCAUUUUGAAAAAAUAUAUAUAUAUUUUUUUUAUCAAUCCAACAAAACAAUACACAGCAAUACCAUAAAAAUGCAAUCCAAUUCCAAAACCAAACCUGACUCAGCAACACUCAGAACAGAGCAAUUGAGAGGAGACAAACACGACACAGAACAAACCAAAAGUAGUGAAACAAAAAUGAAUAUUGUCAACAACAGUAUCAAUAUUAGUUAUAAUUUCAGCAUAGCAGUGAUUAAAAAUCCCUCAUUGACAUUAUCAUUAGACAUUUAUAAAAAUAAAAAAAAUAGUGUCACAGUGGCUUACACUUGCAUCGCAUCCCAUAAGCUUGACAACACACUGUGUACAAUAUUUUCACAAAGAUAAGAUUAGUCAUAUUUUUGGUUCGUUUAAUAGUUAAAACAAAUUUACAUUAUUGCAAUCAGUUGAUAAAACAUUGUCUUUUACAAUUAUAAAAGCUUUUUACAAAAAUAUACUACUCUGCUUGCAUGUCAACAGACUGGGGUAGAUCCUGCUGAAAUCCUAUGUAUUGAAUGAAUAGAGAAUCCCUUUAAAUCGGGAAAAAGUUGUUUUUGAAUCGAGAACUGUUGAAUUGAAAAAAAAAAAAAAGAUUUUGAAUCGAAUCGUGACCCCAAGAAUCUAUAUUGAAUCGAAUCGUGGGACACCCAAGGAUUUGCAGCCCUAACCCUUAUGUUCAAUAACGGUCCCUCUCAUAAUCAAAAUUGGAUUCAUACAUUUUUGCAUUAAAUUAUGUUUAGUUUAAAUUACAUCUAAAACAGUUUCCCUUCACAUUGAAGGUUGAGAGAGGCCCAUCAGACAUUCAAAGUUUAUAUUCAAAAUAUGUGAUUAUAACUUGAGUUAAUGGGGCCAAAUCUGGGUAGAGUGUAAGCUUGUAUGCAAAACUCCCAAUUUUGUACACCUGUAAUUAUGGCAAUGAUUUAAAAAAACAAGUGUUAUACAGCCUUAAAACUGACAUAUGGAGAAUCCAAAAAGUCCGAUAAACAGAAUGUACACACGUAGGGUGCCUCAAGGGAGAAGUGAUGACAAGUCAUAUUGUUUUAUUUGUGUUUGUUACUGUACAAAUCAGCCACACUGGAGGGAAAUGACAAAAGCCAAAGUGAAAUAUUGUUGUUUGUCACAUUUAAAGUUGCAGUAAUUUAACUGUGUGCAAUAUUACUUGUUUUGUCUUGUUCAAAACUUAGUUUAUUUUUGUCUUUACCUAUGUGACUUCCUUUUGCACUGAGGAAGAUAAUAUAAAGAGGAGUUGGCCUUUUUUCAAAUAAAUGUACAAGUCUUUUUUUGUUUUAUGUACAACUUGUGAUGUUCAAGGGAGUGUAACAAAAAGUUUUUUUUUUUUUUAAAUUUAGUUUAGAUAUCAAUAUUUAGGUACAACUUCAUUCCACUCGUUUCUUAUCAAAGUGAUUUCAUUUUCGUUAAAGGUUACUUUGUCUCCCUGCCACAGUGUAACGAGGAAUGUAUGGUGGCCCGUGAGCGGGAGCGCAACUAUCAGAAGGAACCACUGUUGUAAAUUUCUCAUAAUAAAUGCAGAUUUUAUAAUUA
Molecule: messenger RNA, 5999 nt
Organism: Nerophis ophidion (straightnose pipefish)
Lineage: Eukaryota; Metazoa; Chordata; Actinopteri; Syngnathiformes; Syngnathidae
Gene: stk10
Product: serine/threonine kinase 10
Exons: 20
Coding region: 275-3304 (1009 amino acids)
Biological process (GO): protein phosphorylation
Molecular function (GO): ATP binding; protein serine/threonine kinase activity
Source: RefSeq, a predicted model, not a curated record